Asterias rubens (European starfish) is the source of this 8667-nucleotide messenger RNA. RefSeq lists its product as uncharacterized. Gene Ontology annotation, cellular component: cell surface. Gene Ontology annotation, molecular function: heparin binding. The coding region runs from base 1228 to 7503 and encodes 2091 amino acids. Lineage: Eukaryota; Metazoa; Echinodermata; Asteroidea; Forcipulatida; Asteriidae. The transcript is spliced from 35 exons. The record is from RefSeq and is a predicted model, not a curated record.
UUGUUCUGUCUGAAGCCAAUGAUCAAUUUAAAUUCCUCAGACUUAAUCCAGUGCUGCUUUGUCACUUUCACAAGUAAACUAGUCCUAACUGGAGUAUACCAGUCCUAACUGGAGCUUGCUUCUUGCCAUGUGGCAUAUCAACACCAAUCUUGGAACUUUAAACUAAUCAUAUACUACUUGUGACCAAAUAAGAAAUUGUAACAGAUAGCAGACAUCCUUCAAAUCUAACAACCAUCUCUUUAAGUUUGGUCAUCAAUGGGGUGAAGUGUUACUUGGUGCUUAGUUUUACAUUAUGUUGUGUACACAAAUCCACAGCCUAUUUCACUUUAAUGUUUUUAUGAAUGAAACGGUUGUAGAAUAGUUUUGCAUAAAUUAUUCCUUGUUUACCCUUUAGACAUACAUUUAAGUUUUUUGACUCAAUUUUCCUGUUGAAAAUGUCUGAAAAAUAAUACGAAUCAAGAACCAAGUUUUUUAAAGAAACGUACAGUAUGUUAUGUAAGAAUGGGAAAGGUGAACUCUGAGCAGGAAAUGUAGUUUGACCUUGAGUGGAUUAGGUCAAGUCUUGUAUCUUCAAUGGGCUGAUUGUGGCUGCUAUGGUCUCUAAAACGUUAUAUUCAAAUUGAGAACACCCAAAACUCCAUUUUACAAACUCCAUUGUCACAAUCAUAUACAUGUAAGGCAAUGGUCAUUGUGUGCAUCAAAAGAGUUGCUUGCUAAAAUGGCAUCCAGUGCACAUUUCAGGCCAAUCUUGCACCCUUGGUACUAGUCUUUGAUACUGGCCACCUGAGGAAUGUGAACCUGUGGUUGCAUGCCAGAGUGUCACUCCACCUUGUUCUACCAAGCUCCUCCCAUACAAUCUUUAAGUUGUGUUUGCCAUGAUUCUGAAUCAAAUAGAAUGGUUCAUGAAUAAACCCAUUGACCAUGGUGGAUGAGAAAUCAAGUCAUUUGGCUGACUUCAACUGCUUUGGCAUUCUUGUUCUUUCUUGUCAACAAUUCACAUUCAAUUGUAUGUUUAGUUGUCUUUGUUUUGAUGCAGAUGAGAGCACAAUGGCAGGAAUUCUAUCACACAAGGUUGGAAUAGCAGAUAGUUAGUGAUGGUAGAAUAGGACUGGCUGCAGUAUAUGUUUGCUUGUAUGUAUGCAUCAAGGCAACAACACUGUCACAGUUAUCCUGCAGCAUCAGUCUACUUGACAGCUUGCUCUGUGGUACGUGGGAUCUUAUCAAGAUAUGGCAAGUAACUGCAGGAUGGAGUCAGCCAUGCUUUUACUGAUCUUCAUUCUUGUAAGCUUCGACUCCUGUCAGUCAACCUCAUACAACACGGAUGCAAGUCAAGACGUGAAUUAUUUAAAGAGCUACUUGGAUAAAAGGUUAGAUAGCUUCCGGGUGGACAUCCAUCGCUCAUUCCAGAAACAACAUCGUAGGAAUCGCAGGGAAGUAGACGAUGAAACGGACUUGUCUAUAAAUCUGGAGGGAAUAUCACCACUGCUUGCAAACAACAUUACUGUGCUGGAGUAUUUUUUUGUGAACAACAAUAACUACAUGAUAGUUGGUAGACAGCAGUCAGCGGAUGGCUCUCAUCGAAGCACUGCCAAUAUAUAUCUAUUUGAUCAGGGAAGGAAGAUCUUCAAUAAAACUGAUAUUGAAUUUCCAACAGAUGGAGUAUCAGAUAUUGAAGCUUUUCAGGUUGGUGGUCACACGUACAUUGCUGUAGCCAAUCAUGUAUCGGAUACUGGUACAUAUAAUUGUAUCUCCUACAUUUACCGGUUUGAUGCAUCAGCAGUGGACAGUAUAUCUGAGGUGCAGCAGAUUUUAACUUACGGAGCCGCUGAUUUAACAUUCUUUGAAUUUGAAGGAGAUGGUUACCUCGUGUUGGCCAACAUGCAGGCAGAUGGUUAUGCACAGUACCGCUCAAUGAUGUAUGUUUAUGCAUUUAGUGGUGCUCAUUUUGACCAAGUGACGUCAGUGGAGACUUAUGGUGCAUCAGCCAUUGCAGUCGUAGAGAUAGAAUGGGAAUCCUACAUCAUUGUGGCUCAGUCAACAGAUAAUGGAGGCAACCUUGAUAUUGGCACCAUCGUCUACAACUUUGAUCCUCACACGGAUUCACUUAUCAAAGUUCAAAGAUUAGAAAGCAGCGCACCAAAGGACCUGCUGAGCUUCUACUUGAAUUAUAACCAUUACUUGGCUGUAGCAAACUACCAACAAGCAGGAGAAGAUGGAGUACUAGAUACCAACACAGACUCAAUCAUAUACUGGUGGACAGGUCUUCAGUACAUUGAGUAUCAGCGUAUUCUAACUCAAGGUGCUUCUCAAUGGCAAGAUAUUGAGCUUCCAAAUGGGGACAUUCUGCUUGUGCUGUCCAGCUUACAGGAUGUGAUCAUUUAUGAGCUGAAUGAAGAUGGUGAUUGGGUGCCUGCUAUUGAACAAUUAACCAGUGUCUCUGGUAAUGAAGGACUCUUAUUCACUCAAGGGGCCACCUUGCAGACAGUAGACACCCAGGAUGAAUUGUUGCUGAUUGUCACUGAUAAGCAAAUGGCAACCAACUAUUAUCAAAAUGGAGUCACAAAUGUCUUUGAACUAUCUUUAAACUCUGUCAAUCAGACUGAUGUUACAGUGGAUGCUAUUCCAAAGUGUAUUCAAGACGUUGAAUCAUCGGUCAGCACAUUGACUGCUUCUCUUGAAGGACUGACCAUAAAACUGCAUGACAGUCUAAAACUGACUGGUGACCAGGAGGUUCUUGGUCCAAUUGUCUUUACAGCCACUGUUGUGACAGAAGAGAUAUUGAAGGUUUCAAAUCUGACCGUUCAAGAUGAGUAUUCCUUCACUAUAGAUGAAGCCAUCAUUGCUACAGGUAUAAGCAUUGACAACAGAUUAGCAGAGAUUCUUUCUCUUAAGGAUGACGUCGUUACUAUCAACGGAGUGGAAGCUAUUAAUUCCUCACUGGUGUUCAAGUACCCUGUGACGUCAGUGGAUACCAAUGUAGACCUUACAUACAGUCAAGAUGGCUUACUCAAUGACAUUGAUGUACAGACUCUGAAUGCAUCACUAGUUUGGCUUAAUGGAGGAGAUCAGAUACUGGAUACUGAUGUAACAUUUACAGAUGAUGUACGUAUCAUGAAUGCACACCUUAAUGUCCAAGGAGAUGUCAAUCAAAUAGCCAUCCCAGGAAACGUGAUGACCCUUGGUGAGGACCAAACUGCAUUGGGUUCCCUGACAUUUAGCAAUUCUACAUCAUUUGCUGAGAAUCUAACAGUAACUGGUCAGGUCAAUGGAAUAGAUCUAUCUACUGAUGUGGUAACUACACAUCUCAAUCAUAGCAUCAAUGGCCAAAAAACUAUCAGUCAAGAUUUCAGGCUGAAAAACGAUGCAGUUGUUGAACUGGAGAAGAUGGUAGAUACAGUUGAUCUCUCAUCAUUUAAAUCACUUGCGAUUUAUGUGACACAAGAUGGAAGUAUAACAGGGGCCACAACAUUUGACGGUUUGGUCAACAUUGAGGGCCAGUUGCUGACUGAUCUUGUAGAUGGAAGCAAUGUAACCAAGAUGGAUGCUGCUGCAGUACUCAGAUAUAGCACACAAACCAUUUAUGGUGGGAAAGUAUUUGAAGGUAACUUUGUGUCAUUGAGUGAUCUGAUUGUGAAUGGCAGUCUCAAUUCAGCUCCUGUCUCUGAGUUUGUUCUUAUAAACCAGCCUGGUCAGAACAUCAACACUUCCAUUCAUUUUGCUAAUCAUCUCUUUGUGAAUGGGGACAUUGUCAUCCUAAAUCUCCUGAAUGGAAUGAAUAUAUCUCAGGAUGUUGUUUUGACUGCAGGAUCUCAGGUUAUAAAAGGUAGUGUCAGCUUUACUCAAGAGAUUCAUGUGCUGGGAGAUAUAGACAUGAUAGAAAAUGCUACUUUAGCUGGAGUAGAUAUCAGUGAGUUACCAUCACAGACUGUCAGUACGUCUUCUCAAGUGCUUCAGAUAAUGACUGGACUCAAGGAGUUUACACAAUCUGUGGACGUGGAGGGUGAUGUUACUGUUGGUCAGUUUAUUAACUCUGUCAACCUGACGGAGGUACAGCAGCAGAUUCUAUCAUUAGCACUGCUUCAGGUUAUUGACCUUCCAGUAGAAAUCAGAGGCACACUGGUAAUCAGUGGCAACUUGAACCUUGUAAAUGACACCAUAGAUGGAUACCAGUUAUCAGAGGAUUUGAUCAAACUUGAUGAUGUUUCCAGCAUUGAAGGUAAUAAGAUCUUUGAGGAGUUUGUUUUAAUCAAUGGUGAUCUGGAGCUAGAUGUAGAUGUCAAUAUAAGUGGUGUAGAUUUGCUGGAGCUCAACCGAACAGUUAUCAAGCUGUUUGGUGUGCAGACCAUUGAUGGCAGUGUCGCAAUUAGAGAUGAUGUGACCAUGAAAGACAACUUAUACAUAGACAAAUUGCUGAAUGGUUUGGAUAUAUCUGUUGAUGUUGUCACCCUCACUGGCAACCAGAAUAUAACAGCAGAAAUAGAGUUUGAGUCGCUAACGGUAUUAAGUAACAUCCAAACAGUGAAUUUGAAUGUGUCAGAUGAAAUGAACUCGGUCAACAUUGAUGAGUUAUAUUCUUCAGCAGUCAUGAGUGUUGGAAGCGUGAACUCCAUCCUAUCAUCUAUAACGUUUGAUCAGCUGAUUGUGCACGCCCAGCUUGUGGUGAGCGACCUUAUUGAUCAGGUCAAUGUUCAGCACUUGGAGAAGUAUGUUGUGACCUUGUCCGGAGACCAAACCAUUUUGGGUUCUUUGGAGUUUUCAACUGGUGUGGAGUUCUCUCAGAAUCUUACUGUGAAUGGAAAUGUUUCUGGAAUUGACUUUGAUUUCUUCAUUACAUCAGUGGUUCUUAAAGACACAGAUGGGUUGAUAUUUGGACUCAAAACAUUUUCUGGGAAUAUGUCAGUUGAUGGAAAUGUACCAGUUGAUAAGUUCAUUAAUGGUGUCAAUCUUGGAGGUUUAAGCCAACUCUAUCUGUCUCGCACUUUGAAUCAGACGUUAUCCGGACUGAAAACUUUCUCAAGCAAUAUAUCUGUGGAUAAUGUGUAUCUUGCAGCCGGUGCAGAAGUGAAUGAUAUAAUCCCAUCUGCUGAUCUGGUAUUGAUUCAUUCAGGAGGAGAUGUUAUUGAUAGUCAGUUAUGGUUCAAAUCAUCUUUGGAGAUAAAAGGCGACGUCAAUAUUGCCAAAACUGUCAAUGAAAUCCAUUUGUUACAGUUGUAUAACUCUGUUGUCUGGCUUCAAAGUCCAGAGCAGACCAUUGCUGGCAAGUGGACACUUUAUAACGGCAUGCAUGUUGAUGGUAAUAUUACAAUGCAGGAAUAUAUGGAAGUCAAUGGAGUGGAUAUAUCUGAGUUGGCAGAUACAUUAGUGCAGUCUGGUCAUAAUCAGACAGUGGAAAUCCCUACUAUUUUUAAGGGUCCUGUUACGAUUGAUGGUAGCGUGGUUUGUCUUGGACUUAUUGGAGAUGUUGACUUACAGUUUAUACUGGAUGAUGCUGUCAUAUCAAAUCCAGCACAGACUAUUUCUGGCGAAAAAUAUUUGACUGGUGUCCAAAGUGCUGAGCAUCUUGAAGUAGAGUGUGAAUUGGUAUCAGAUGUUGUCCGAGGUUCAGAAACUUUGUCUCAUCUUCUGGUCAACACAGUGACGAUAUCCACAGAUCAAGACGUUGUAACAGAUGUCAGCUUCACAGAUGAUGUUGUGUUUCUGGAACAUGUCAUCGUUGAAGGCUCGACAGAUGGAAUUGAUUUAUCUUCUGAUGCUGUUUUGAAACACAGCGAUCAAGACCUGACUGCUGAGAACACAUUUACAAAUGGCUUUCAUGUUGAGGGCAAUUUAACAGCAACUGGGCUGAUUGACACUGUGAACGUGGCUGUUCUGGCAGCAAGUGUGGUUCUCACUGAUGUUUACCAAGUCAUUGAGGGAGCAUGGCAAUUCCAAAACAACAUCCUUGUCUAUGGUGACAUAACCUUACCAGGAACUGUGAAUGGCAUCGAUAUAAAUGAAACUGUAGUGACGUUGACUGGAGCGCAUGAGAUCACUAGUCCCAAGACCUUUACUAAUGAUGUCUACAUUGAAGGAGAUCUACUCGUAGCAACUGUCAAUCAUGUUAAUCUUGUUCUCUUUGAACAGGACAUUGUUCAUUUGCUUGGGAAUUAUACCAUUACUGCCGCUAAGAUAUUUUCUAGUGAAGUGAUGGUUCUCAAUGAUACAACUGUAUUAGGAUUAGUUGAUGGCAUAGAUGUUCAACAGAUGUACUAUUACCAUCAAACCAUUGCAUACCAGCUGUACUGGCAAAUAUCUUACCUUAAUGACACUUUGCGAGAAAUGUGCCAACCUAUUAACAGUCUCCAGUAUGCUGUCAUGAGGCAAGCAGUGCGUCUCAGCUUCUUUGAGGAGGAAACACAACUGAACAAAAACUCUCUAGCAACCUUCAAGUUUGACAGCAUUCACACAGAUGGUGGUCUACUGCUAGCAUUUACAGAGAGUAGUGAGGCAGAUGUAGACUUUUGUAUUGGCACAACAUUGUAUUUAUGUCCAGAUGAUGAAUAUAAGUGCUACCCGGUUUAUGAUGAACCACUCACUGCAGCAUCAAGUGCUGAACUGUUCGAGUUCAACGGUGAUAUCUUUAUUGCGUUGGCUGUUAGCGACCAGAGCACAUUCUGUACCGGCAUUUCAUCUACGGCUAAUAAAGUUCAAAUCUUGAAGAUGAGCAGUGAAUCUUAUGAAGUGCGGUUACCAGCUCAGCAUGCUGUGGAUACAGCCAUGUUUGUCAUCAAUGGAACUUUCUUUGUAGCUGUAGCCAACUUGUAUGAUCCAACGACAGGAAACAAGGACAUUUCGUCAGCUGUAUUUGAAUACAAUCCUGAGACAGGUAAUUUUAGUGAGUUGCAAUUGAUCUCCACCAUUGGAGCUGCAUCUGUUACUUACCUGGAACUUGGAGGCAACAGCUGGUUAGGAUUUGCAUGCAGUCAUGGAACAACCUCUUCACUGAUACUCAAAUGGAAUGCUGCUACUCAUCAGUUUGUCUUGGAAGCACCUAUAUUAACAGACACAGCUUCUGAUGUUUUGGGAAUCGUAGUCAAGGAAGCUCCUCUUAUGAUCUUUGCUAGUGAGAAAGUAUCAACCAGACAUGGUACAGUAGACUUAAACCAACCAAUAUCAGUGUAUGAAUACUCCACUACAUUGGAGUGGACAUUAAAACAAGACAUUGAUGCAGUUGGAAUUAUACAGUUGGAAGCAUUUCUAAUUGAUGAGAUUACUUACUUACUGGGUGUGAGCAGCGUUGGAUCCAUUGACAUCUUCAAAUGGUCUGGAGUGGGUCAAUUUGAGUUCUUUAAGUCUGUAUCACUUGAGGGUGUGGCCACUGUGCAUCCAUUUGUUCAUUGGGGAGAUCUACACAUGGCCGUUGCUAGACCAGCUUUUCACAGAAUUGUAACGGAGGAUACUAGAUCAUUUGUCAAGGCAAUAAUAAGAGGUCAAAACCAAAACACACUGUUGGAGACACUCUGAAGAUAUUGACAACUUAACCAUGGAAGAAUCAUAAUGCAUAUAAGCCCUUGUUUGAAAGAGACAACACUUGUUUCCCAGAUGUGCCCAACCACUUAAUGAGAGCGAGUACAUCACAGAACCUUGUUAACUCUUAUAAGGUGCUUCAAAAGUGGGACUCAUAAUUUAUAAACUUCAAAACCUAUCUUAAAAAGUGUUUACUUUUUCCAGUGCCUUUAGAUAACUCUAAAAAUAUAUAAGUCAAAAAAACACUAAUUAGUCAUAUGAGACAUGAUUUUGAUGUAAGUUAGUCAAAAUCAUGCCUCAUAUGACUAUAGUUUUGUUUUGACUAAUAUAUUUUUUAGUGUGAGGGGCUACAAAACUUCACUAUAAUGGUUGUGAUAAGGGAGUAAAAGAACGGCAUCGAUGUCUUAAAUGGCUUUUUAAAACUGACAUGUGAUUGACUCUUUUAUCACAUGAAUACGAACCUGCAAGGUUAUAUGCAGCCAUUUAAGACUGAGUCAAUACUAUUUUAUUCCCUCUUAUAAAUACCCUUUUUUGUUAAAAAGCAUAAACAAAAUGUAAUUGUAUGUGUAUUCUUCUUAAAUUUUUCAAUUCUUUUCGUUAGGUUGCACUACACCAAGGUUAAGUUGCCUCAGAUGCGCAAUGAUUGUGCGUAUAAGCCAAAUUAAUAGAUUUUACAUUUUGAAUCGUACGUAUUGAUUGAAAAAUGCAUUGUAGCACCUGCAAAAGCCUGUUGCCCAACAUGCAUAUAUAAAUGCUGAAUGCACUCUAGCUCACUGGUUCUAAAUGGCUCUGGCUAUGUCUUUAUAAGACAAUUAGUAAGAGAUCAAGAUGGUCAAGUGACCACCAUUUGAUGGGACUGCAUAAACGCUGGUGGGUAUUUAUGAUUGUUUAAUAUUAACCUGGCAGAUUGCUUUCUGUGGGGGCUAUUAACUACAAACUUUAUGUUGACUUUUCAGUAUCAUUUAAUGUUAAUAAACUAUUGAAGAUUAGAGUAAGUGACCUCUCAAACCCACAACCCAUCUCCCUAAAAGUCUUGUGAAGUCACAAACAAGUACUCCUAUAGGCUUUGUGCAAACCGAGAUAUUGAUCCUUUAAAGGCACUGGUCACUAUUGGCAAUUACUCAAAAUAAUUGUUAGCAUAAAAACUUACUUGGUACUGAG